Messenger RNA from Macrosteles quadrilineatus (aster leafhopper), 840 nucleotides. RefSeq lists its product as uncharacterized. The transcript is spliced from 5 exons. Lineage: Eukaryota; Metazoa; Arthropoda; Insecta; Hemiptera; Cicadellidae. The record is from RefSeq and is a predicted model, not a curated record. The coding region runs from base 1 to 840 and encodes 279 amino acids.
AUGCCUCCUACAGACCACACAUACCUUACUGGAGUAGAGCCCAGAAUCUUACCGACUGAUUUUGAUGAAGCAGGGAAUGUGGAAGAAAACAAUACAGAAAGUGACGAGGACUUGCAAGAGAUGCUAGAAGAACAAGUGGACGAAGAGUUUAUUAAUGAACAAAUUCAACCCACUGAAGACACACCAAUUAAAGAAUUUCAUUCGGACUAUUGUGAAACACCAACGAUUCCAGUUCAAGCAGAUGAAGUUGAAAAUGGAGAUGACUUGUUUUUGAGAGGAGACGGCUUAUCUUUGGGAGGAGAUGGCUUUUCAGGAGAUUUGAUAGGGGAUAGUAAGGAGACAAUCAAGGGAGAAAGUAGCAUUGAUAGGGGGGACAUAUUUCUUUGUUUUCGGGGGGAUGACGUAGAAGACGAGGACGAGGAUGAUGAAGACAAGGAGUCAAAAGACGAGGAUGAAGAAGAAGAAGACGAUGGCGAUGAUGGAGGCCUAGGUUUCAAAAAGUUGACGAUCCAGGCUCUGGAGAAAUCUUGGAGACAGGCAGAGGCUUUGAAGUGUUGGCAGCAGCAGAAGGUCCAGAAGAAGUGUUGGCAGCAGCAGAAGAAGGUCCAGGCUCCUGAAUCGUCUUGGAGACAGUGGCUAGAUAAAGUAUUGGAGCCUCUGAAGCAUCUCCUCAAGAACUUGUUCACCCUGCACCAACUGCGGCUGGCUGUCUGCGCACAUGGAAUCUGGUGGACCCGAACCAUGUGGCGAAAGUUGAGUGGCCUUGGCACCGUAGAUGCAGUCGAUAGCGUGGUAAGUGAGGCUCUGGGUGGUUUUGAGUCUGGGGGCCAUCUUGUGUGA